UUGACACCUUAAAAGAGAUAACAAACACAUGCUUGGCAGAGAUGCAGAAACAGCAGCCAGGCAACAGAGAUGUAGAUGUCUCCACUUCACCGAAACAUUCCAGCCCUCUCAGUCAGAAUAUCUCUGAAACAUCCACUCAAGUUCAAGCACAACAAACUUUUCCAAGCAGCGAAUAUAUGCUUGUGUACUUCCAUGCUGUCACUUCCAAAGACUGUCCAUUGGACCCAGAAAAGGAUGAGGUUUUCUUAAUGUCUGAAAAAAUGUUUGGGCAUUGGGAUGCACCUGGCCUGAAAAUGUCCUUCACUAGGUUUCUAGGGGACAAGAGGUAUCUUGUUGAAGGGAAAGUUAUGAUUCCCAGGAACUUAAUCCAUGAGAGUAUACCCUACAAAUACGUCAUUUUCAACCACAAUGACUCCACGUGCAUGUAUGAGACGAUCUACCAGAAAGAUGAAAAUCAAUUAGUCAACAGGUGCCUGAAAAUCAAAGAGGACUUUUUAACACACGAAGGGGAGUGGCACCAGUAUGAUGAUGUGAUCCAUCGCGAGCUGAAGAAGAAAUUCUGGUCUUGGAAUUCAAUCAAAGACAUUGUUUUGAAAGGGAGAGACCAAGCUGGUAGGGUGAUGCUGAGUAUCAUCUUUGACCUUCCUACGAGUUGGAAUAAACCAAAUUUGGACAACUUCUUUUUACUGCUACAACAGUUCUUUUAUACGUACAGCAAUCCUCUACUUCAUCAUGGCACAGAAAGGCCGUGGGGAUUACCAUACAAUCAUGAACAGGUGAAAAACCUGCUUAAACGUUUCUUGGAGGAAAACAUCAAUCACAACCCCAGAAAGCACAAAGAAACAACAAAAUCCAUUUUACCACCUUUGCGUGCAGGAGUUGUCAGUUUGCUGAUUUACAACAAGUAUCUGAAAGACGACACGACAAAUCAACUAUCCGGUCUAUGUGAUCUUCUUUGCCUGCCUAAUAUGCCACAACACCAUUUCCUUGAUUUCUGGAAAGACUUUACAAGCCCUUUGUCAGAUAAAAAGAGUAUUGCAGAUGCUGUUGAGAUACUUUGCAACAAGGCCAGGCAACACCAAAUUGAGAAGUGGGUCUUGGUCAUUCCUCUGAUUCACCUACUGAGAGGAGACAGCAAGCCAUUUGAACCAGUUCCACCUGUCUCAAAUCCACAGUUUGACUCCUGGUCAGGCUUGAUGGGGAGCAAAGGAACACAUUUCAACAGGGACAAUUAUGUAAGGGGUGUCUGGAUCAUGAAAGAACAUGCAUACCUGACGGACAUUGAUCGUCUUCUUGUGCACUCUUGGAUGACUCUGGUGCGUGUGAAUGAUCUAACAAGCCUCAUAUCCACUGUGAAAGUGGAGCUUCUAGACAUUCUUCAUUACAUGCCGUUCACUAUCAAAUCUGGAAUAACUCACUCCAACUACAAGGCUUUGGAAGUAUUGGCAUGUUAUCUCAUCGACAGAGAAAGCCAUCGCAGUAAAAGCGUUGAUGACAAAUAUAAAGAGUGUUGCCUGAAAACUGCAGUAAGGCUUCUUGGUUCUAUUUGCCAUCACACAACAGAUCCAGGCCUCUCUGAUGUUCCUAUUUGCUUCCUUGAUUUGGUCUGUCUGAUUGCCAAUGCAUGCGAUCCCACUGAUUCCCAGUCAAGAGACAGAAAUCAAGAGUCAAUCUUGGAAACAUUGGAAACAAUGAGAAAAUGGCGGAGAAAUACCUUCAGGAACAAACUGCUUCAGGAAUGGAAUCGUACGCAGUUUUCUGUUCUCCGUGAAAUCAAGGUAUGGGACAAGUUAGUCUCAGUAUCCUUCAAUCAUCAGGAACACACCUCAUUAUGGAGAACCUCCUUCCUGCAGGAUUUUGAAGGAAAAUUAAAACAAGAACAUCCAGAGGAUCAAAUUGGAAUAUACACUAAGAAGAUGGAAGAACUGAGCAGGACAAGUCCAUUGUUAUGCAACACAAUGGAGAAAUGUGCAGUGGAAGCGAUUGCAGCUAUUGCUCAGGAUAAAUCUGGCAGAGCUGCUUCAGCUCUACUUGAGAAACAUGAUAUCACAAAGUUUGGGAAGCUGAUGUCUGCUGCUGUGCUGAACACAUGGCCCACUGAUGCGAGUGGAGCUUACAUUGAAGGCGAGGACUUCAUGUUUGAGUACCUCUUAAAUUGGCCCAUGGCCAAAACUUUUUUCCAAAUGAUAGGUGCAAGAGGAAGACUGAUUGACAAAUUGUCAGAUGAAGUGCAAAUCAGGAUGACUUUGGCCAGUUAGGCAUUCAAAUCUGUGUCAGAGA
Messenger RNA from Anarrhichthys ocellatus (wolf-eel), 2280 nucleotides. Its product is annotated as E3 ubiquitin-protein ligase rnf213-alpha-like. Gene Ontology annotation, molecular function: ATP hydrolysis activity; ubiquitin-protein transferase activity. NCBI's taxonomy places the organism in Eukaryota, Metazoa, Chordata, Actinopteri, Perciformes, Anarhichadidae. The transcript has 14 exons. The record is from RefSeq and is a predicted model, not a curated record. The coding region runs from base 42 to 2258 and encodes 738 amino acids.